Molecule: messenger RNA, 3234 nt
Organism: Funneliformis mosseae
Lineage: Eukaryota; Fungi; Glomeromycota; Glomeromycetes; Glomerales; Glomeraceae
Source: the annotation of a GenBank genome assembly
AUGGCAACAACAUCGGAGGUGGUGACAUCAAGAAUCGCUUAUUCUGCAAGCGAUUUAAUUUACGUUAUAGAACCCAAUUCUUCAAAAUCAUCUUCAAAAUCUCAAAGUACAUUAGAAUUAACUCAAUAUCAAACUCAAUCAAAGACAAAUAUUUUUAAUAAAAUACCAGAAUUAGAAACUUUACAUUCAAUCUCUGAUCCAUUUUCCAAAUUACAUGUUCAACUAUCAAAAGGUUCCUUGAUAAGUGUAAUCAUACCCUCUAAUUGUUCAAAGAAUGUUUUAAUUAAUUCCAUACCACAUCUUUAUAAAAUUUCAAAUAGUAAUAAAAAUAAUCAUGGGGGAGCUAUUGUCAUUCACGUUGUCUUGGAUAAAAGUGAUUUAAAUCAAUUGGGUGAUUAUACUGAUGUUAUGGCUUUAAGACAAACUGGUUUUGCUUUAUUGCAUUCCAAUGGUCUUCAAGAAUCUUCGGAUAUGGCUCUGGUAGCUCAUUCAAUCGCUUUAAAAACUGGAAUUUCCGUCAUACAUUUCUUUGAUAAUGAAUCAAAGAAAGUAGCCGUGUUGGAGCAAGUCGUCCCUCGUGCAACUAAUUGGACCCCAUUAUAUUUAGAUGUUGUAUCAGCUUUUCAAAACCGUAAUUAUUGGUCUGUUAAAUUACCUCUUAUCACUUGUGGACAGUAUGGUGCUUUGGAAAAAGGACCAAUUGACGCAGAAGUUUUCGCUCUUCUGAAUUCAAAUGUUCCUCGUCGUAACUUCAUCCUUGGUAAAGGACCUUUAAAGUCAAAAUCGGAAAAUAUUGGAGGGGUUAAUGGUCAAGAUGAUCUUGAAAAUUCUGCGUUGGAGAGGCCUUAUAUAAAGAUGCUCAAUGAAAUCUUCUCCGAGAGGUUAUACAUUGCUAAUUCUGCAUCAAAAACUAACGCUGGACAUUUAGAAGCUCCUUAUUCAACGCGUACUGCGGCUGAUCCAGAAAAGCGCAAAAAGGAUAUUGGUCUCUACGCGAUGAAUUAUGGAAACGUGUUCGUAGCUUCUGUGGCUAUGUAUUCAUCUUAUACUCAAGUUCUACAUGCUUUAAUAGAAGCGGAAAGGUUCAAAGGUCCGUCGAUCGUGUUGGCUUACCUUCCUUAUCAUUCCGAAAAGGAUACAACGAUUACCGUAUUAAAAGAAACCAAAUUAGCUGUUGACAAUGGUUAUUGGCCAUUAUAUAGAUGGAACCCUGAAUUAGAAAAGGAAGGAAAGGAACCUUUCAUCUUGGAUUCUGAACGAAUUAAACAAGAAUUACAAAGUUUCUUGGAUCGAGAAAAUCAUUUGACACAAUUAAUUCGUUCCCGUCCAAAUUAUUCUCCUUUAUUAACAAACUCCCUUGAAUCAGAAGUUAAAUCAAGACAAAAAUCUCUUGCACAAUCAGCUUACGAGAAAUUGUUAGGCGGUUUGACAGGCCCACCAUUAUUGAUCUUAUUUGGAUCAGAUAAUGGUAAUGCUGAAGGCUUGGCAAGAAGGUUACAAAAAGGAGCAAUAGCUAGAGGGGUAAAUGCACGAUGUCUAGCGAUGGAUGAUUUCCCAAUUGAAGAUAUUACUCUAGAAAAGAAUUUGGUGUUUAUUUGUAGUACAGCUGGUCAAGGAGAAUUUCCGCAGAAUGCUCGUGAAUUCUGGAAGCAUGUUUCAACCACUACAGAUAUUUCCUUCACAGAGUCAAGAUAUGCAGUUUUUGGAUUAGGAGAUAGUCAUUAUUGGCCAAGGGAGGAGGACGCGAUUUAUUAUAAUAAACCUGGUAAAGAUUUAGAUGCAAGGUUGGAAUUAUUAGGAGGGCAAAGUUUAAUCCCACUUGGAUUAGGAGACGAUCAAGAUGCUGAUGGAUAUGAAACGGCAUAUCAAUUACAUGGAGUUCUUAAACGAAAUUUGAGAGAAACCAUACGCGGCAUUAAUAGAAGUUUAUUGGAUACAUUGGCAGCAUGUGGAGACGUCAACAGGAAUGUCAUGUGUAAUCCGAAUCCACUCAUUUCUGAAGUACAUGCGGAAGUACAAGACUUUGCGAAGAAAAUAAGUGCACAUCUAUCACCAAGAACAUCCGCAUAUCAUGAAAUUUGGCUAGACGAUAAGAUGGUAGCAGGACAAGCGGUACAAGAUUUUGAACCAUUAUACGGACCUACUUAUUUACCACGUAAAUUCAAGAUCGCGAUCGCGAUUCCUCCUAAUAAUGAUGUUGAUGUAUUUGCUCAUGAUCUGGGUUAUAUUGCCAUUUCCGAUGAUAAUGGGAAACUGUUGGGGUAUAAUGUAACAGUUGGAGGCGGAAUGGGAAUGACGCAUAACAACAAGAAAACGUAUCCUAAUUUAGGUCAACUACUCGGAUUUAGUAGACCGGAACAGGCAAUUGAAAUUGGAGAGAAAGUAAUGUUGGUUCAAAGAGAUUUUGGUGAUCGUAUGAAUCGAAAGCAUGCGAGACUCAAGUAUACGAUUGAUGACCGUGACUUGGACUGGUUCCGAGACGAAGUUGAAUCCCGAUUAGGAUAUAAAAUGGAUCCACCAAAAGAAUAUAAAUUUGAAAAUAACGCGGAUAGAUAUGGAUGGACGAAAGGCGUUGACGACAAAUGGCAUUUUUGUAUGUACAUAGAAAAUGGACGUGUCAUAGAUUCCCCAGGGGAAGCUAUUAAAUCAGGAUUAAGAGAGAUCGCAAAAGUACAUAAAGGAGACUUUCGUUUGACACCAAAUCAACAUCUUAUAUUAGGAAACGUAUCAGAACAAGAUAAGCCACAAAUUGAAGAAUUAUUAAAGAAGUAUAAAUUGGAUAAUUUGCAAUUUACCGGUUUAAGAUUGAAUUCCAUGUCAUGUGUAGCCUUACCAACAUGUGGAUUAGCCAUGGCAGAAUCCGAAAGAUACUUACCAACGCUUGUUAGUAAAUUAGAAAUCAUUAUUGAAGAAUGUGGAUUAAGAGGAGACGCGAUUACGAUUAGGAUGACAGGAUGUCCCAAUGGAUGUGCAAGGCCCUAUGUAGCAGAAAUUGCUUGCGUAGGUAAAGCAUUGGGAACUUACAACCUUUAUUUAGGUGGAGGAUUCUAUGGGCAGAGGUUAAAUAAAUUAUACAAAGAAAGUUUGAAAGAAGAAGAUAUUUUAGGGGAAUUGAAACCCAUGUUGAGCAGAUAUGCUAAAGAAAGAAACGAUGGAGAGAGAUUUGGUGAUUUUGUUAUUAGGAUGGGAUAUGUUAAAGCUACAAAGUAUGGUAAAGAUUUCCACGAUUUGUAA